UCCGGGACCAAGGAGGAGUGUCUGACAGUUGGCGCCGCCGGGAGGGUGGGCCGGCUGCGCGAAUGGGCGCAGGGCCGGUGGGCCAGGCUGGCUGUGAGAAGUCACUGACUACAAACUCAAUUCCUGGCAUGUAGAAAGCACUCACAAGGACUUACUCCAUGGGCAUCGGAAUCAAGGAGAACUUGUUUUUGAAUCUCAGUAAGGCUCCAGGGAGCAGUGUCUGGCCCAGCGAGACGAUGGUCUCAGUGACUAUGGCCACCUCUGAGUGGAUCCAGUUCUUUAAGGAAGCUGGCAUUCCUCCAGGACCUGCUGUUAAUUAUGCAGUGAUGUUUGUGGAUAAUAGGAUCCAAAAGAGCAUGCUGUUAGAUCUCAACAAGGAAAUCAUGAAUGAGCUGGGCGUGACUGUGGUGGGUGACAUCAUUGCCAUCCUAAAGCAUGCCAAGGUGGUACACCGCCAGGACAUGUGUAAAGCUGCCACUGAGUCAGUGCCCUGCAGCCCCAGCCCGCUCCCAGGAGAACUUCAACUUCGCCGUGGUGCCUCUAGUGCUGCCUCCCGAAUGAUCGCCAAUAGCUUGAACCGAGACUCCCCACCCAGCACUCCCGCCAGACGGUCAGACACCAGCACUUCCAAGAUCUCUGUCACUGUGUCCAACAAGAUGGCAGCAAAAAGUGCCAAGGCUGCUGCAGCUCUGGCCCGAAGGGAGGAGGAAAGCCUGGUUGUUCCCACCAAGCGUCGCCGCGUCACUGCUGAGAUGGAGGGGAAAUACAUCAUCAACAUGCCCAAGGGUACCACCCCCCGGACCCGCAAGAUCCUGGAGCAGCAGCAGGCGGCAAAAGGUGUCCACAGAACAUCUGUGUUUGACCGCCUCGGUGCUGAGACCAAGGCAGACACGACGACGGGGAAUAAACCCACGGGAGUUUUCAGUCGCCUCGGGGCCACUCCAGAGAUGGAUGAGGAUUUGGCAUGGGACAGCGACAACGACAGCAGCAGCUCUGUCCUGCAGUAUGCUGGGGUCCUGAAGAAGCUAGGACGGGGCCCAGCCAAGGCCAGUCCCCAGCCAGCACUGACUGUCAAAGCCAAGGCCACAAGCUCAAUGACAACGACGGCUGCCCCAACACUGCGGCGCCUGACGCUUUCCUCACGCCCUGGGCUGGAGAGGAAGCCAGAGUCUCUGUCCAAAGUCAGCAUCAUCCAGAGACUGGGCAAGGCCACCCUUGUGCCUGAGGCCCAGGACAGCCAGGUCACAAGCACCAAGAGUAAGUCCUCGGCUGAGGUCAAGGUCACCAUUAAGAGGACUCUGGUGGGGCCCCGGGGGAGCAGCUCCACUGAGGGCCUUGGUGCCCAGAUGGACCAUGCAGGCACUGUGAGCGUGUUCAAAAGACUGGGCCGCAGGACCUUCUAGCCCAUGAGCGGGGCGGGGUGCAAAUGGCAGAAUUGCCGGCCUGUGUCUGGCCCCUCUUCAGGCUCCUGGUCCCUUCAGAGCCUUCUUCGAGGGCCUGUCCGCCCACCUGCCAGCUCCUGGUGACACUGCUUGUCUCCCUCAGGCACUCACACUGGGCCUGAGCACUCUGGGGAAUCGCCCAUAGUUCCUGGUCUGGCUGGUCACUGGCCUGGCUUUGCCUGCCAUGGGACUUCCCUUCUCUCCUGCCCUCUGUUCUCUGCUGUCUGGCCAUGGCCUUGGCAGAAUCCACUUUUCUACCUCUUCCAAGUGCCAAGUGCCAUCAUCUUUCCUGUGACCCCUUCCUCCCUCUUAGCAGCACUUGCUGCCUCAAACUCCAGCUCCUUAGCUCCCUGUUCCCCUGCCCACGCUCAAAGUGGGUGUCCCCCCCGGGGUCUCCCUUCUCCUGGCACCCAGCCUUUCUCCCUCCUCUGCCCCUCCCCAUUGCUGUAACUCCUCUCUUUCUUCCUCUUCACUCUGUUCAUUUCUCUU
This is a messenger RNA of Urocitellus parryii (Arctic ground squirrel), 1931 nucleotides long. It is a transcript of the gene C15H19orf47, whose product is annotated as chromosome 15 C19orf47 homolog. The record is from RefSeq and is a predicted model, not a curated record. Lineage: Eukaryota; Metazoa; Chordata; Mammalia; Rodentia; Sciuridae. Gene Ontology annotation, cellular component: nucleus.